AUGGCAAAGUUCAAUUUUCCACUGAUUUCCACUACAGUUCUGUGGCAUUUGGUGGAACUUGUGUUGUCAUUUGGUGGUAAACAGUGGCAAUGUAAGGAAAAGCCAACAGUUUCCCAUCAAAUGCCAGUACUUACUGGUUUGAGAUACCUGGCCAAGGGUGAUUUCUUGUCUGAAGUGGCAGAUUUAAAUGGAGUUAGUAGGUCCAGUGCAUGUCAUAUCAUUGAUAGCUUUGUAGAAGCAGUAAAUGAUAGACUUGACAGUAUCAGAUUUGAAGCAGGCCUUCUUCAAGACGGAACUUUAAUACCAAUCAUAGCUCCGUCACAAAAUGAAGAGGUUUAUGUCUGUAGAAAAAACUACCAUGCAAUUAAUGUUCAAGCUGUGGUAGAUCACAGAGCAAGGUUUAUUGACUUGGUAGCUAAAUGGCCAGGGUCGACACAUGAUGCAUCCAUCUUUGACAACUGUGGACUCAAGGACGAUAACUUGAGAAUGCUGGGCUACGGAUCACAGAACUUAAUAGGGAGGUUGAUCAUGACCAGCUUUGGAACAACGGACCAUUUAGAAAGACACGAACUAGGUCACCUCCUAGGUGAUUCUGGAUAUCCACUCAGAAAAUACCUCAUUACGCCAGUAACAACUGCGACUACUGAGAAGGAAGUACGAUUCAACCAAGCUCAUUCAAGUGGCCGGAUGGUGGUUGAACGAGCAUUUGGAAUGCUAAAAUCUAGAUUCAGAUGUUUGCACAGAACUGGAGUUCUAUACAAAAGUCCUGGAAAGUGUUACCAAAUUGUAACUGCAUGUACAAGACUGCAUAACUUCUGUUAGGAAAGAAACAUACCAUUACCAGAUAACAACCAAGUCAUUGUUGACAGACAGGAGGAGGUUCUUGCAAAUACUGCAGAUCUAAAUGCUGUUGCUUAUCGGCAGCACAUCAUUGAGCGUUUUGGGUAGAAGAUGGAUUUUCCUCAUGUGUUUAGGUCAGAGUCACAGACUGUUGUUGCAUGGCAGGAAUUAUGGAGCAUUUGAUCAUUUUAGCUUGACUUAGAGUCCACCCAAUGGCAUGUUUAUUCCUUGCUGGAUCGUAUCUAUAUUUUUUUAAACGUUUUUAUGUCAAACAUCUGUUAACAACUGAAUACAACUUUAUAAACUAUACAUUGCUCAAGAAAUAAUAGAUCUCAUCCAGUGAUUGUCGUUGAAUAAAAUCAUUGUCUGGAGGUCAGAUGUGAAGGGAUUAUAUCACAAGCACAGCCCGAAUGUUAUAAUAAUACGCAUUAGAACUACAAUGAUUUUAUUCCAAAGCAAAUCAGUAUGUGAGAUAUAUUAUUUUGAUCCUAACACGUUACAGAGGAUUUUUAAGUACAUCCGUCAAAUAUUUGCUUGAUUUUGUUAGUUACUCUUUCAACGCGCCGCUUUGACGUAAAGGCACUAUGAUGUAAUAAUUGUGAGUCAUAACGGUGAUUUGUUGUAAAAUAACCCACAACUUUCAGCCUUCUUUGUUUCAUAGGAAAAUGAAUCAAGUUGUGAUAGAAUUAAUCAUAUAUAUACAGCGCAGUGCAUUUAUUUGAGCAUUAAACUUUAAUGCCUAGAUAAACAUACUCUACUUUUUUGGCUAAUAGGAUUGCAUCUGAUAUUUUUUUGUUAAUAACAGCAUGUAACUUUUGUUACUUGACAACUGUAUAAACUGUGUAACCUGUAACUUUUGCCACUUUUUUCAACACCAUUUGGACUGUGACAGCAUCUGAUAAUAUCAUGUAAAUUGUAACUGAAUAUACCUUUUGUGACUUGACAACUAUAUAAAUUGUGUAAUCUGUAAAUUUGCCCACUUAAUUCAAUUCCGUUUGGACCUUGGUAACAGCUAAUAAUACCAUGUAAAAUUGCAACUAUUUUUACUUAGGAAAUUUCAUUGAUAAUCUCUGCUAACAUCGGAAUACAACUGAUAAGUAUGUAACGUACCUUUGACAACAACAGUGAUUACUAUGUAAAUUGUAAUUAUUUUUACUAGUAAAAUUCUUAGUACCUACGACAGCUGAAAAUAUUAAAGUUAAGUUUCUUUAUAAGUAUGUAGCUUGUAAAUGUCAACAAAAUUGAUUGAUAUUUUUGAAAAAUUUUGUAACCAUCUCCUUUUUUUUUGAUUUCAUUGAGACCCUGCCAACACCAGAUAAAACUGUAUUUAUAAAUUGUAACUAUUUUUCACUUUCUGAAUUUCAUUGUACCUCUGAUACCAUCUAUUUACAACUGAAUAUAGUUCUUUUUGUUUGCUCACCAAUAUUUCAUAUGUGGUAUUAACUAAACAAUAUUUGAUGCCGAAAAAAACAUACUGAAUUGUAUUGUUUAUAUACUGAAAUGGACAAAAUAAUAGGAUAAAAAACAUAUGCACAAUGUUUUUUUUAUUAAAAUUGAAGUGUAUUCAAUUAUUUGAACUGUGGCAGUUUUCUAUCAAUGAUAAUAGUAAACUUAGCCCGACUACUUGAAGAAUAAGUAGAGCUAUCCUACUCUCCACGAUGUCAGCAUUAGUGUUCCACCUUGGUUAAAUUUUUGUAUCAGUCCUUUUUUUAGCAGAUACCAUGAUAAAGGUUCGUCAUAUAGCAGUUUUUAUUUCCAAUAUAUGUUUCAUUGUAAUUCAAAAAUGGUAUGAAUCCAGACACUUAUUAAAUUGACUACAAAUGUAUUUACCUUCAUCAUGCUGGACAUAAUUGAUUCUGACUUUGCAACCAGUGCAGAUCAAGAUCAGACUGCACAUCCAGGUAUACUGAACAUAAUCUGCAUUGUUGAGUCAGUUUAUUUAGGUAAGCAUUCAUUUUCACUGUUAAUAACUCUGUCAAAAUUGAAAGCUGGACAAGCACAUUAAAGAAUUUUAGUAUGGGAAGGGUUUAUAUAAUUAUAUGCUUAUGUACAAGUAAAAUGGUUAUAAAACUUCCUUAACAAAUCUGAAAGAAACUACAAACUAUUGCCUUGCAGCAAUUUACAUUUCUACCAAGUUUAAUUGAAAUCCUUCUAUUCUUACUUGGAAGGACAGAAAAUGGUUUAAACCACAAUGAUUUUUACAUGAACAAAGGACCAUAUCUCUUGUCGUACUAAUACAAUUUGACAAGCUGAGUUUAAAUUUCAAAUUCUACCAUGUUUUAUAUAAUUACUCAACAUCAAGUAAUUGAUAUAGUUUUGGGUGGAUGAAAAGUUGGCAGUCCAGACAAAGCCACAGCUAUAUUCCUCUGCCUUCACUGGCAGACAGAAAUGUGCUGAAACCAUUAAGAAACAACAAAGUAAAUAAGUGCUACAAGAUUUACUUUAUAAUAUCUCAGUUUUCAACUUUGUACAUUGAAUUUCAUCCUCCUUUAUAUGCUGUCCUCUUUU
This is a messenger RNA of Mercenaria mercenaria, 3348 nucleotides long. RefSeq names its product putative nuclease HARBI1. The transcript is spliced from 9 exons. The record is from RefSeq and is a predicted model, not a curated record. Lineage: Eukaryota; Metazoa; Mollusca; Bivalvia; Venerida; Veneridae. Bases 1 to 822 code for a protein of 273 amino acids.